GACUGUAAUUAGGAGCGAACCGAGGGUUUCUGUUCUCCUUCGGGAGGACUUCCGUCAUCUCGAAGCCGAGGACUGUGUUGCCAUGGAAAUCUCUCCCUAGACUAGUGCAUCCUUGGAGCCGAGAAAGAGACUGUUGUCCACGAUGGUUGUGACAGUGACUUUAAACGUCCACAGCUCAGCACAGGAAGCAUCUGAUUAAUGAAUGAUUCACCAUUUAGGACCUGGUUAGAGCCUGUGGAUAAUCCUGUGAAUUGAAUUCAUCUGUUUGUAGCUGAGAUUUGCCACCCGAAGUUUUUUCCUCUCUUGCCAUUUCUGAUAGCCCGUAGCUCACUGGGUGUGACUGCCAGUGCUGACUUCAGUAUGCUGCGGCGGAAGCCAACACGCCUGGAGCUCAAGCUCGAUGACAUUGAUGAGUUUGAGAGCAUUCGGAAGGACUUGGAGACACGCAAGAAACAGAAGGAAGAUGUGGAAGGUGUAGGAACCAGUGAUGGAGAAGGGGCCGCUGGGCUUAGCAGUGACCCCAAAAGCCGGGAACAAAUGAUUAAUGAUCGAAUUGGUUAUAAACCCCAACCUAAGCCCAGCAACCGCACAUCUCAGUUUGGAAACUUCGAGUUUUAGAGAUGAAUUCUGCAUGCCAGACCUCUGGAAUGAAAUAAAAUGAUGUCAGAAAUACAGAACACAUUUAGAGAAUUAAGUGUGUACAACCAAGGAUAAUGUUUUCUGUCUCCUGCAGAGAGGAAUAAUGUCUGCAUGAAAUUACUGCUGUUCAACUUUUUUGAUAAGCUAGAAGCCAAAUUCUGGCUUGUUUCUGGAAAGUUGAACUGUGGAAAAUUUACCUGAUUUUUGUUUUUAAAAUUAAAUAUAUUUUUGGAAAAAUGUGAGACAUCCCUAAAAGUAGUAGCAAUGAAGUUCCCAGUUCUGAGAGGUAAACGCUGCCAGAGGUGAUGUCAUCUUCCUUGUCUUUACAAAAGGACCCCGAACCCGCAGUUGAUCCUCUGAACUUUCACUUCACCUGUUUAUUCAGUAUUUGGUGACUGCUGACCAUCCUGCAAGCAACAGAGAUUCCAGAUGAGUGUGUUCAUGCCUAUAAUCUAGCACUUGGAAGGCUGAGGUAGCAGUCUCAUGAGUUGGAGGCUAGUCUGGGCAACAGAGUAAAAUCUUGUCUCAGAAUGUCUAAAACCAAACCAAGACAAAGACUCCUACCCUCAUGGAGAUUGGAUUCUAAUGAACAAACAAAACGAGUCAGAUUCAUUUACAGAAAGACUUCAUACAGCGAGGGAGACACGGACAUUUCCAACAGCACGGGCCACUCUAAUUCUUCCUUUGGGAUGCCUCUGAGAAUCUGUGCAGCAGGAACCCAUCUGAACUCUAGAUACUUUUGCACCAUGCCCCAUUAUACCAUAAAAUUUAGGGACAGAAGAAGUACUGGCUGUGGAAGCCAGAACAUCUGGAAUCAAGUUUCAAAGAGACUCAUUAGCUGGGUUUACCCAGGCUUCUGGAUAGUUCCUGAGUGAUAUAAAUAGGAAGGUAGAGAUAAAAGGGAAUUGUGUAGCUUCCUCUUCCUGCUCCAAACUUCUUUUUACAAAACCUUUAUUCCAGUUUUAUUGUUGACCCCUAAGUCCUGUUAUCUUACUGUUUUAAAAAAACAAUAAAACCCAAGACACAGGCUAUA
Molecule: messenger RNA, 1672 nt
Organism: Chionomys nivalis (European snow vole)
Lineage: Eukaryota; Metazoa; Chordata; Mammalia; Rodentia; Cricetidae
Gene: Cdc26
Product: cell division cycle 26
Exons: 4
Coding region: 361-618 (85 amino acids)
Biological process (GO): anaphase-promoting complex-dependent catabolic process; regulation of mitotic cell cycle; protein K11-linked ubiquitination
Cellular component (GO): anaphase-promoting complex
Source: RefSeq, a predicted model, not a curated record